AAACGCAUUCCAUGGCUGCCUUACACACACACUACUUGUCCCCGUCCCUCUCUCUCUCUGAGAAGCUUUGGGGUUAGUUACUGCAGUACUGCCGGAGUGAGCUUCAGAACUGAAGGGGAGGGGUGGUUCUCCCUCUCUCUCUGAACCUCGUCAGUCUGAGUAGAACACUGAUAGCAUCGGACACAGCGGGGACAACUCUCCCACCACAUUAACUGCGCAGCAGCGUGUGUGUUCGUGUGUGUAGCGCUAAAGGGAGAGCUCUAAGUGUGUGCCAGGAAAAAGGAGGAGUGUGUAAAAGGAGAAGCAGCACCAUUCUGGCUGUGUUUUCUCUCAGUGUACAGAGGGGCUGGAUGUCUGGAGGUUUUCAGAGGAGGAGCUCUGAAGAGUAUGGACUCCACUCCAGUGACUGAACUAAAGGGUCAGUUGAAGGGGCCUUAGAAUGGGAUCACUUCUCACUUCCUCACUUGUCCAAAAGUGCACUUCAAUAUCUACCUCUCUGUGACUCCUAGGCCUAUAGGGACUGCUGACUUCUUAUCACUGGUGUUGAUCUGAGUCAGCUUUAAUCAAUGAAACACCUUGCUCAGUAGACGUCUGCCCACAUAGGUAAACAUGGAGUUCUUUGUGGUUUGACCUUGCUUUGAGGUCUUUAGCAGUUAGCGACAUCAGCUUUCCCCACGCACUCCCGAAGACCAGAGAUGAGUGUGUCUCAGCCCGGGGAACGUGUCCCCGUCGGGGGCGUGAAUGGCUCCGCUAUGAGGCUCCCCCUCCUCCGCACCGGCGACCAAAAUGGCAAUGCUUUUCCUGCCUCCUCUUCCUCCUCCUCUUCCUCCCCAGACUCCCUGCAGAGUCUGAGCAGCCUGGACGUCGACAUGGAAUGCGUGAUGUCGACCCAAAUCAAAAUGGCCGCUGUCUCACCCGCUGCGGAACUGCCUCAGACAGAGGUCUCGGAAUCCAACGACAACUCGGUGUCCGUCUACGUGGACGCUAAUGAGGACUCCUGGAAUGACAACCUGACCCUCGCCAUGACCAUUGCUGGGAUACGAGAGCAUAGCAACGGUAGCCAAGGCGAUCUCCAUGACAACGUUAGCAGUGUGGCGAGCAACAGCGGUGGGAGAAGGGACUCUUCUCCGGACUCGGCGGCCACGGAGAUCCCCGGUGACGAUGUUGAUGAUGAGGAAGGGUCGUUCUUGUCGGUGAGCUCGGACAUGGUGAUGAGGAGAAUCAGCCUGAGCGACUCGGAGCGGCUCCCCAGCAGCGGGGUGUCCAUCCUGGAGGACUCGGACACGGCCUCCCCCUCCACAACAGCUCCCAUCCAGGCUUCACUCUCCGCCCCAUUGCCUGACCUCUGUAAGGGCCUCGAGGGGAGGAAGAGUCCUCAUGCUGGAACCGUCACCAUGGAACUCCAGAACCUCCAGACCGGAGCUAGCAGCUCACCAGGUCUGCCCGAUAGAGAGGCGCUUCAGGUGGGGGUGGAUCUGCCCAAGGAGGCCUGCACUCUGGAUGUUCUCCCCAUGGUGGAGGCAGCGGACACCGAGCAUGGUGUGGCACUAGAGGUUCUUCUCAGUGAGACUAUAGUGUCUCCAGAUUCUGAAGGCUUCACUGUAAUCUCCCAGACCUCUACCUCAGUACAAGUCUCCAAGGGUGUGAAUUUGGCAGUGUCCCCCUUUACCGUUCCCCAGUCUCCAAACAAAGGGUCCAAAGGUGCGAACCCCGCCUUCCGCAAGACCAAGGAACACCCGUGUGCAACUCGGGUCAAACUGAACGCCGCCAUCGCCAAGACGGUGGUCACCACGACAUCCAAACCUGGUAGGACCGACAUCAAGAGGUUCCCCAAACCCGACCUGAAGAACGUCAAGUCUAAGGUCAUGUCCAGGCCUGCCUCUACAACCAGAACAGCCAAUCAGACACAGGGAAAAACUGCUCCGGCCAAUGAAAAGAAAGCGCCAGACGGAGUCAAAAGACAAAGGUUGUCUUUGGGUCAAACCAAAGUAGCUUCGCUGAAGCCGAGCCCCAAACCCAGCCCCAAUCAAAACGCAGAGCCCAGAGUCUCUAACCAAUCCGAGAAGAGGAGGAUGGGCACUUUAGCCAAUGGCAUUCGCUCCACCUCCAGCAGCUCUCUGGGUUCAGAGUUGGCUGUGGAUGGGCACCAGAGGACCCUAACCCCAAAUGGAGAAGAGGGUACUACAGGAGGGUGUACUACAGAGGACACUGCAGGGGGUGAGACACCUGUAGAACAAAGGAGAAGCAACGGCACAAAGGUCUCCUCCAAGCUGGGGCCCUCAUCGGUCAGACAGCUGCCCCAGGUCAAGGGCAGGGGGGCCGGGGGAGCGAGCAACACCGGGGGACCCUCCCUGUCUCCCACCUCUCCAGCUCCAGUAGGAGGGAGUUUUGGCUCCAGGCUGCCCCCUCCCGCUCCUCCUUUGACGGGGAAGGACGGCCAGACCACUGGGAGUGUGUCUCCACCGAGAGGACGACCAAGUCAGCCAGCUGGUAUCCCCAAGCCGCGUGUCACAGACAGACCCUCUGGAUUGCCUGGGCCUACUGUGGUGACCUCUAACCCAAAGCCAUUCGUCAACCAGGGGUUAGGUGCUGCUCGGCCUUCGGCUGCUGCCGCCGCCGUGUCCAAACUGCCCGUGAAGAACCUACCCACAAGCCUUAGCUCCUCUUCUCUGGGCAGCGCCGCCAGCGAAAGUAAUGGAUCUACAGCAGCCCCCAGCAAACUCCCAGCUCCAGUGGUGGGGGGCUGUAAACCAGAUGAGAGGCCCAGCCAACCUACAGCUUCAGGGGGAACCCAGGGGUCGAUUAAGGCCCCCACCACUACCAGGCCACUGGGGUUCCGAACCAGAGCCCCCUCACUACCAGGGAGAAGCACUGCAACAGGGCUGAAGACUCCAGCGGUGACCAGCCAGGUAGCAGGCAAGCAGGCCCAGAACCCACUUCAGAGGGCCGGCUCGGCCAGAUUCAACCGCCCCACAGCUGCUGCCACAGUGGACAAGAACAAGGCGCGGGGGACGCCGUUGGCGAGGACCCUCUCCCAGACGAGCACCACUACUCAGGUAGGAGGACCCAGCCAACCCCAGCCGUCCCAACCAGACCUGGUCCCAGUCUCUGCCGUCCUUCUCCCAGUCCAGGGACCAGUGGUCUCGGCAUCCCGCCCGGCCCGGGCUCUAGUGGAGGCUAAGCCGGCCACGGUGGCCCACUACCGUGCCCAGUGUGAGAAGAAGAACCAGAGCCUUCAGCAUUUCCGACGGCUCCUGGAGCAGGGCAACCGCAGGAUAGAGGCCUUGGCUACCGUGGUGCAGCACCUCUUCACCGAGGUAACACUGGAAUAUGUCUGGGUUUUACUGCACCUUGGUCUGCUGUUCUGUCACUUUACCCUUACCUACAUGUACAAAUUACCUCGACUAACCUGUACCCGUGCACAUUUAUUUGGUACCGGUACCCCCUGUAUACAGCCUCGUAAUUAUUAUUAUUUGUUUUGUUUAUUUAGUAAAUCUUUUCUUUACUCUAUUUUCUUAACUGCGUUGUUGGUUGAGGGCUUGUAAGUAGCAUUUCACUGUAAGGUCUACACCUGUUGUAUUCGGCGUAUGUGACAUAACAUUUGAUUUGCUUUGUUUGUUGUAGUUAGGUGCUUGGUGAGCUAAAGGAAUGUCCUCGUCUGUUUUUAGUAACUAUGGUCUCGUUAUAGAGGUCAGGGAACCAUAUCUGUCCUCUGUGUGUGUUUGAGUAGUGCCAUGGAUAUUAUUCAUGUAGCAAUAUAGAUAUAGUGGGUGUUGGUUGGUUGACUUGCAGAGCUUCUGUUUACAUGACGGAGGAGGAGGAGGCAGGAAGGACAGUAAUCUCACCACACCCACUCACCAUUUAGGGUCCCUUGCUGUCAUCAAAUACAUAACGCCUUUCCAUCCAGAACUAUGUAUGACUAUUGAUGAGUGGGUGUCAACGGUAUGCUGUGGUUGGCUGCAUGCCUGAAGUAUCUGUUGUCUCUGCUUUUUGUUGUCCACUGCUAAAACAAGCAGUUAAGUGUGUGUGUGUGUGUGUGUG
This is a messenger RNA of Salvelinus fontinalis (brook trout), 4041 nucleotides long. Its product is annotated as nascent polypeptide-associated complex subunit alpha, muscle-specific form-like. The record is from RefSeq and is a predicted model, not a curated record. NCBI's taxonomy places the organism in Eukaryota, Metazoa, Chordata, Actinopteri, Salmoniformes, Salmonidae. Bases 696 to 3545 code for a protein of 949 amino acids. The transcript is spliced from 7 exons.